Molecule: messenger RNA, 5174 nt
Organism: Armigeres subalbatus
Lineage: Eukaryota; Metazoa; Arthropoda; Insecta; Diptera; Culicidae
Exons: 6
Coding region: 1070-1981 (303 amino acids)
Source: RefSeq, a predicted model, not a curated record
CAAACGGUAGAAGCGUUUUCUCAGAUCUAAUCUUCUGAUUCAGUGUCGGUACGAUUGUGACAUUUCUUUACGGGUGUUGUCUACGUUCGGACGAAUAAGGCGAAUUGAUUACGGGCGGUAGUAGGUCCGGGGUGAAGGUUGUGGAAUCAGCAACCCAUCAUAUUGGUGGGGUCGUCCUCCCGGUCACCACACCCCACUCGGAAUAAUUGGCACUUCGAGGGAGGGCGUGACAUUCCGGAGUGCGGGCCGGAGCCAUGCGGUGAGGGUCAAGUGUCGUUGGUGGAUGGCACAGUGCAGAACCGGAACCGAGUGGAAGAUGAUAACGCGAAAACUGUAGCGAGCGCGUGUGUUUGUGUGUACGUGGAAAACCCCGUCCAGCAGCCAGUAGCUGCGCCCUUGAGUGAAAAGAAGAGCCCGAAGCGAAACCCAAUCAUAUAAUCAUAACAAAAGGAUUAAGCUGUUCCGAGGAAAACUCGUUUCCACAAAGUGAAUGCAUUUUUUCGUCUCCCACAGCACCGGCUAAACCAUCUCGGGUAGAUUGUGCGGUCGGAAUACGUGGAAACCGCAAAGGGGGUUCGAAACUAAUUGAGUGAAAAUAUCAUAAGUGCGCGCUGGAUGGUGAAGAAGAAAUCCGUUUGUUUUCGUCCUUUUCCCAAAGCAAUUAAAACGAAAUGAGGAUUCCACCCCCAACCUUGCCAAGCUAAACUAGUGAAUCCUGCUUGAUCGCGAUUAGAUGAAAAUAGGAAAGUUAUUCUUGUCAUGAGUGGGUGAAGCGGUGAUGUGUUGUACCCGGCAGCGUAGGUGAUUCUGAUUCGCAGAGGACGCGGUGAUUACGCUGAUUUUCUGAAAGCCACCCACCUACAGGAGUCGUGCUUUUUUUUCUCUUUAUUUUGUACACACAAGCGAGUUUGGUGUGAAGGUGGAGUGCUUGGAGGAGGGUUGGUAAUCGAGUGCGAGGGGGCUGAUGACGAGAAGAUUCGAAGAAGGAAAAAAUCGAUCGAAGGAUAAUUGAAGCAGCACAUUAAAACUUUUUCCUGAGAAAGCGACACAUCAGCCAGCAAGCAGAACCAUGCAUCAUCAACGGAAGGCAAUUCUGUCCUUCAUCUUCACAGUGCAAUAUUUUCGGCUAAUCCGAACGUUGCAGCUGACGGAAAUAGUCGUGCCGGACGUGGUCGAUGUGCGCGAUACGCCCACACUGUCCUGCAGCUACGACAUGGGAACGCACACGCUCAACUCGGUCAAGUGGUACAAAGACGAUAGCGAGUUCUUCAGGUACUCGCCGAUGAUGGAGCAGAACGUGCGGACGUUCCCGGUCGAAGGGGUCACCGUCGUGCGGGACUCGCCGGAGCACUAUUGCAACCGAUUUAUGUGCAGCAUCCAGCUGCAGAGGCUCAACAUCAAGUCGAGUGGGACCUACCGGUGCGAGGUCAGCGGGGACGCGCCGGAAUUCAAGCUGGCGCACGGCGUCUACAACAUGACGGUUGCCGUUCUACCCCAGUAUGACCCCAUCAUCAACGGUUUGCAGCACAACUACGCCUUGGGCGAUUUUGUGGUGGCGAACUGUUCCUCGGACAUGUCCAGCCCGCCGGCUCGCCUCUAUUGGUUCAUCAACGAUCGAAUUGUCCCAUCGGACUACCUGCAACCGCAGCAGGAAACCACCAUCGAGAACGAUGGCUUCAUCCUGCGCUACCGGACGCUGGAGAUACGGUUCCACAUCGACGAGGCCCGGCUCGGCAAAAUCAAGGGCAAGCUGGUGCUCAAAUGCUUGGCACGGAUCGAUGCGUUCCCGCAGGGCACGCGGGAAACCACUCAGGUGGUCUACAUCCCGAUGACGGAUGAGCUGCGUAACCAGAAGCUCAUCAACUGGCGCAACGGAGCCCACUCCCUGCACCACGAGUCACAGCUGCACUCGAAGCAUCAUCUGAAGUAUGUAGCCCUUCUAAUCCUAUCACUUCUUGCGAAAAUUUCACUAUCUCUGUAAAAAAGCCAACCUCUUAACCAAAAACGAUAGUCAUAUGAAGUGGCAAAUGACGGCGGGUGGUCGGCAAGGGUUGCUCAUUAGGAGAGCACGUUCGAAACGAACAACAGCCAGCAAGCCGAAAGCCACUGAAUAGAAAAGGCACAAAGCCAUGCCAACACCAAGUUAGGAAGCCAAAUCUGAAAAAUCAAGUACACACAGAAAGAAGCGUGAUAGUGACCUCCUUAGAGCAAACGACAAAGUCAGAUGCGAGAUAGCAAAGAGAAAGCAAAGAAAAAUAUCGGAAAAACUCUAGUUGUUAAUUUUUUAGAAGCAAUUUCUGUUGAUCCCUCAUAAUGUAUAGUGUGGUGGUGGAAUAAGGAGAAAACGUACUUGAAAUUCGUUCACUAUUGUAUCGUUACUAUCAAAAGCACUCACAGUGGAGACGCGUUCCGAUGAUGAUGAUGGUGGGAGAGAUGGGGGGAAUUGCAAUUUUCACCACACACACUCUCACUCCGCGCACUCACAAAACAAAAAACAAAAAAUAACAUAAACUUGUACAGCAGCUGCCGAAGCAAGCACGCCAACAGUCAGUCGAGCGAAUCUUGUAAAUAGCUAUGAAGAACAAAAAAAAACUUGAAAAACGAAGCUCGGCGGAUUGGCCAGCAUCCAAAGAGGCACCAGCCAGCAGCAACAGCACUCACUCACAUGUUACUCUAGUUAUAGAAUAGCCCCUCGUUUCUCCUUUUAUCUCGUGUUGUUCCUUUAUUUUUUCGGCGUAAGAUUAAGAUAAACUAAUCCUAUUUAGUGUUAAGGCGAAAGCGAUGAGAGCGGGAGAAAUAAAGCGAACGGACGCGAAGCAUGAAGCAAAAGGUCGUAAGGUUGGGUGAGAUACGAACGAUAGGAGAAAAGUUAGAUAGUUUUUAUAAAUAUUUUUGUAACGUUUAGUUAACAGCGCAUAUUUAUACAGAGCAGAGGGGGUGGACGGGCGAGAGGAAAUGAGGCAAGUCGAAGAGACAAAAAAAAAGAGUCCGUUCUAGAAAAAGAAACGUCAGCAACAGAGACAGACAGGCAUUGCCUGGAUGGGGAUUUAGAGUCGCGGGGAAGCGGUAAAGAGGUGAAACAACCGGGUCCGGAGACGAGAAAAAGCGUGAAAGUUAAACAAUUGCAAAUCAAAGUCAAACUCUCUGUCAGCAAAAGCGCGAGCAGCCAGCUGGAGGCAGAUGCUCGCGAUAAGACUGGUCGAAUAAUUUUGGGGAAUUUCCUUUGUGUUACACAAUUAUCUGUUGCGUUGAAAUGAAAAAAAUGGAGAAGCUUCGUGCUUCAAGCAUUUCUCGUGAACAUUCUGAUGAGUUUUAUGAGGACUAAGAAAUAUUGAAAUUCCGAAGAAUUUCCUUGCGUUAUCCAAAAAAAAUAUGAACAUGAAGGAAAUUUAGAAUAAUUUUCACUGAAAUCUUUCUCGAAUGGAUUCGAAAAAGAAUUGAAUAGCUUUACACUAAAACUCUAGCGAAAUUUCUCAUGUAAAUUUGGGAGAAUUUUUCUUACAGAUUCAGAAGAGUUUGACGUAAAAGUUUCCAAAAAUGAACCCACAAAUUAAAAAAAAUUAAAAUUUUAAAAAUGGAAAUUAAAAAAAAUAACAAAAAUUAAAAGAAUAGAGAUUUAAAAAACGGAAAUUAAGAAAAAAUUAUAAAAAAAAAAUUCAGUGGAAAAUAUAAAAAAACUCCGCAGAAAGUUGGAAGAACUUAUCAAGGAAGUAUAAAAGAAACUGGAAGCUUAGAUAAAAUGGCAAUAGGUAUUCAGAUGGAAUAACUAAAUAAAUGAAAUGAAACGCAGAAUUUUCUCUGGAAGUGGGAAACAAUUUUGCAUUGAAAUGCUCGCGAGAAGUGAGGAAUAAGCUUGAGCUUGAGCCUGAUUGACUGCCCGUAGUUGCUACUCAAUUAUGGCCGAAUCAGCUGUUCUUGCAUAGAGAGCCAAAAGAUUUUUGCUUGGGACUAGCACUCAUCUUCAAUGUACAAGUACUGGUGAACUCAUUUGUUAGGUCACACUGGCGCCUGCCACGUCUGAAUGCAAGUCAAUGUAGGGAAUGGGGAGAAAAUGAUAAUGCAACCACUCGCCCACUGCAAGCCGAAUAUACCUUUGAACUUGCCACGAGUUCAUACGGAAUUUAUUGGAAUUUUUGGGUUAGAUUCGAGAGGGAGAGGUUCGUCUUGGUUUACGAGCUGCCAAUGUAAUAAGAUAGAAGAAAGCAACUGAUGGAAUUUCUAAUUGGAUGUAGCAAACGAGCUUUUUCGUUUAUUUCCAAUUCUAGCAGUUACUGCCAGAAUAGUCAAGUUGAUGGUAUAGAAUAGAAUUCUAAACGGUAUGGAAGUCCAUAUCCUGUUAACGCGAUUGCCAGAACAUGAGAAAUAUAGAGAAAGUUGCAAAGUAAGAGAAUGGAACGGACCUGGGAUUGAACCCACGACCACCUGCUAUGAGGCAGAAGCAGUAGUCGUAUGAUUACCAAGUCCGUUUCGCUCACAAGAAGUGAGGAAUAAGAGUGAGAAAUAAGAUGUCUCAUUUCUCACUUCUCAGUCGGUGUAUUUCACCUCACACUUCUCACUUUUCACUGUGAGAAUAAAGAUGGUAAGAGAGAAAUGGAAACUGAAAAGUGAAACGUCUCACUUUUCUCUUCACAUAUCUUACUUGCCACUGUAAGAAGUGAGAAAUAUAAUGUAAGAAAUCGGAAAUAAGAAGUGAGAAGUUUCACUUCUCAAUAGUCACUUCUCACUUUAAGAAGUUAGAAAAGAGAUGUAAUCGCCUAACUUCUCGUUACUUAUUUGUUUUUCCUCACUCCUCAUUUUUCACAUUAACAUUUCACUGCGAGAAGUAGGAUACAGGGAGUGAGAAAUGAAAAGAAAGUAGUGCGAAGUUAAAGGGUGCUGAAGGUUUCGAGAUAGGACGCAAAUCUUUGGGAUUACUCGACCAGUUAGAUCAUAUCCAAAUUAUAUUAGCAUAUGUUACUAACAGGCAGCGUCGUAGCUUGUGGUUGGCCGUGUUGCACCCGCUAGGGGCGCCAGGCCUUAAAGGGACGCUGAAGUCCAGUUUUUUUUCUAUGGGAAGUUAUGACAAAUUAUUCUCAAAUUCACUGGUUCAAAGUGUUUAAAAUUUAAACUCUUAUCAGAUUCUCUCGGGAACUACAUCUGCGAUCAAUCGUACAGCUUAUUUCCGGAAGGCCGUG